Molecule: messenger RNA, 982 nt
Organism: Darwinula stevensoni
Lineage: Eukaryota; Metazoa; Arthropoda; Ostracoda; Podocopida; Darwinulidae
Source: the annotation of a GenBank genome assembly
AGCGAUGGCGAAUCGUUCGAAAGAGGAAGAGCUCCAUGUGCAUGGAAAGACAGUUGCUCGAAUCCUCGCCGAACACUAUGACGAUCUAGACUUCAUCGACCACGACGCGGUGAUUGCAUGCUUGCUGAGGAAACAAGUCAUCGAUCACGUCGAGCACGUCGAGAUCCAGAAAAAAUCUCAAAAGGACAAAAUACUGUUCAUUCAGGAAAAACUGCCCCAGAAGGGAGACACGGCAUUCCAGAAAUUCUUGGAGUGUCUGGAAGAGAAAGGUCAAAGAGACCUUGCCGGGAAAUUUCGUCAGGAGAUCAUGGACUCAUCUAAUGGUGACCGGAAAGGCACAAUUCAUCGCUCAUCCUCAGCCUCUAAUAUUUCUUGUCACUCUUCAGGAGAGAGAAGAUUGCGGGAGGACGAAGAUCCUCGCAUGCUGGGAAACGGAGAGACAGUCGCCACCCCGAGUGCUGUCGAACGGAUGGAAGAACUGCAGCGGAAGCUGUUGGCCGCCGAAGAGAGGGCGAAUCGCCUCGAGGAGCAGCUCAAGAGGGAGCAAACUACGCACGAAGAGACGAAGCGAAAGCACCACACGAUCGAGGUAGAACUCGAGAGAAGUAGAAAUCAGAUUCCCCCUUGCCGUGCUAAGCUCUGCUCGCAGGAUGAUCUGAUCACCUACAUCGAGAAGAACAAGGACAUCGAGGAGAAAAAAAUUCUUUUCAUCCACGUCUAUUCCCACAAGAGCGUGAGCGCGGCAGACGUUGCGAACAUGGAGAAGAGGAUUGCGGAAAAAACGAGUCGUACAAAUUUCCUGGACGCGGAUCUGGAAGCAGCCUGGUCGACGGAAUUCUUCGGGGACGAGAGUCAAAGGGGAAGGAGCGAUUACUGGAUUAUUGGAUUAUCGCGAACGCGAGCGGAUCUGGACGCGAUUCGCGGACGUUUGGCGAAAGUGGGGAAGAUCCGAAAUGUUUCUAGUUGGAGCGAGUUGACCCAU